UUUUAAAUACUUUGAAAUCAAUUAAUAUUUCCUUAAGUAAUUAGAGACAUGGUAGCCCCCAUUAAAAACCUACAUAUCGCUACGCUACAAGCAAGUCUCUUGUGUACAACUUCAUCCAGGAGUGAGGGUGGAUUAGUUAGAGUAUGGGGGUAUUUUAAAUGGGGUGCGAAUAAGUUGAGACUCAAAAGUUCCGUUGACAAACGACAAAACUGUCUCCAUUUUUCUUCUACUCUCUAUAGCUAUAGACAUAUCCUCUUGCUUUGCUAUUCGAAGCUGAGAAUACUCGUGAGAGGAUAUUGCCGAUCCAACUCCUAUAGUUAACUAUACUCAAAACCUGUAUUCCAGCUUUUCACCCAGCCAAAUUCCCCCCCUCAAAUUGCUCCCAAAACGCCCCGCAUUCAAUCCAAGCGCCUCAUUUUCUACCCCUCGCUCGCUCGCUCGCUCUUAGUUGUCCACCAACAUUCUUCACGGGCACCCACCCCCCUCCAUUUACUCUACUAUCUCUAUCGUACUCCUUCCGUGCAAUCUAUCAUAAAUUGUCAAUAUGGCUCCCCGUGGACGUGGAGGAAAAUUUAGUAAACCAACUCGCGGAGGAGGUAAACACUUCAGCCGUAAUCUCCAACCUUUAGAUAAAGAUGGAAACCCUAUGGGCAUGUGGCGGGACCCAAACGAUAUCGUAGAUGAGUCAUCAGAAGAUUCAGAAGAGGGUUCCGAAGAGGAAUCUGAGGAAGAAUCCGGAGGGGAAUCAGGCCCUAGCCACUCUACCACUGCACAAGAGAUGACCCGCGAAGAACGCAAAGCAGCCGCCAGAGCUCGAAAGGAGGCCGCCAUUGCCAAAAAGAACAAAGUCACCCCGGGCGACCUGCCCCCAUCCGAUGACGAGGAUGAAGACGACGACGACGGCGACGACGACGACGACGACAUGCCCGCUAAUCCCAACCAUACCGCCAAAUCGCGCUCGCAAGCCGCAAAGGGACCCGUGGCCAACGGGGAAGCUACAUCCACCGCGGCUAGAUCGGGCGAUAUGUCACAACUCUCCCGUAGGGAGAGGGAAGCUAUCCAGGCCCAGCAGGCGCGCGAGCGGUAUAUGAAGCUGCACGCGGAGGGCAAGACUGAGGAGGCCCGUGCUGAUCUCGCCCGCCUGGCUCUUGUCAAAGAGCGUCGUGAAGCGGAGAGGGCACGCAAGGAGGCUGAAAGGGAGGAGCGGGAGGAGCGGGAGCGCGAGAGGACCGAGGCGAAGGAGAGGGAAGCGAAGUUGCGGGCUGCUGCGCUGGGUCCUGCGGCGAAGAAGGGAGCACCGAAGAAGAAAUGAUUAUACGCCGCGUUCUCUAGUUUCCCACCCCAACUCCCCUCUUUUUUUUUUUUUUUUUUUUUUUUUUUUUUUUUUGCUUUUGGAAUCUUUCAUACAUCUCAUGCUUCCCUGCACGCUUUGCUGCGUCAGAGUGCUUUUAUGACGUUAUCUUGCAUCCUUUGGUUGUGCUGUGUUAAAUCUUCUAUCCCCGUUCCGGUUUACAUUUUUAUUCUCCUUCCGGCUUCUUUUCCUCCAAUUAUUCUAAAUUUAAAUACACAUCACAAAUGAAAGAUUUUCCAUCGUUUUCCUGGAGGUUGGUUUAUCACUCAUCUCACUCCGUUCGAGGCGCGGUUCCACUAUUUUUCUUGGCUAGCAUUUUUCCGUUAUUGGUUUUUGGUGAUAUAGUUAACUAUGGAUGGGAGAAAUGCGAGCUUUCAUUCAUACGAAAAACUUCCGCCCCCAUAGCAGCCACCCUUUUAUACUGGGAUAUAUGAAAAAGGAGAAUAGGGGGAAGGGCCGGGAAGGGCGAGAGGGGACAAAUGUAGCCAAAUUGAAUAUAUAUAUUUUUUGGUCAGGAGGGAUCAUUGCGAACCCUACGUCGUCAUUAUUAGACUUUUCCUCUCCUCUCUCUUCCUGUCUGCAAUAUCUUCUUCGAAGCCCUCACUUAAUUUUCCGUUGUGGUUUUUUCGCCCCAACGACGAAUUAUGGUGACGUGGAGUCGUUAGGGACUCAGCUACAUACCCACUGCGCCUAACUUGACGCUUCCCAAGAGCCCCUUGGGGUUUGGUUAACGAAGUUUUCCAAGCUCCGUGGUAGCCUCCUGUGCAACGAAGUAGCCAUCAUCUAGUGGCGAUGCACAGGUGUGUAUUAGUUGACCAUAAGAAAGUCAAUUGAGGUCAGUUGCUACACUGUAGUUCCGACUUGAUCUAUUCGACAAAACAAUAAGACAAGAAUAUAUGACCAUAGCCGCCGGGCUAGUUGGGUUUGUAAUGUAAUAAUAGAAUUUCAAAAUCAAAAACCAAGAAAGAUACGCCGCCAACCCAGCUAAAUAAUAGAAAAU
Messenger RNA from Blastomyces gilchristii SLH14081, 2351 nucleotides. RefSeq lists its product as uncharacterized. The transcript is spliced from 4 exons. The record is from RefSeq and is a predicted model, not a curated record. Gene Ontology annotation, cellular component: cytosol. Gene Ontology annotation, molecular function: RNA binding. Bases 545 to 1312 code for a protein of 255 amino acids. Lineage: Eukaryota; Fungi; Ascomycota; Eurotiomycetes; Onygenales; Ajellomycetaceae.